This is a messenger RNA of Macadamia integrifolia, 2359 nucleotides long. Its product is annotated as cation/H(+) antiporter 15-like. The record is from RefSeq and is a predicted model, not a curated record. Gene Ontology annotation, biological process: regulation of pH; proton transmembrane transport. Gene Ontology annotation, cellular component: endomembrane system; membrane. The transcript is spliced from 3 exons. Gene Ontology annotation, molecular function: antiporter activity. The coding region runs from base 1 to 2352 and encodes 783 amino acids. Lineage: Eukaryota; Viridiplantae; Streptophyta; Magnoliopsida; Proteales; Proteaceae.
AUGGGUAGCAGAAUGAUGGAACCAGAGGAGUUCUGGGCCUUUGCUGACUACGUGGGGGACACAACCAGUGAGACCUGCCUCUCCAACAGGACUAUUUCUGGUGGUAUCUUUCAGGGUCAUUCCCCAAUUGGUUACUAUGUCCCUCUCCUCUUACUGCAGAUGUCUCUUGCUUCUGUUACCAUCUUAUUAACCUCUAUGGUUCUCAAGCCUCUAGGCCAACCACUCAUGGUUGCCCAAAUAUUGGGUGGUAUCCUACUAGGUCCUUCAUUUUUGGGUCGGAGCAAGAUAAUUGCAAGAGCAUUAUUUCCAUUAGAGAGCUUCUUAUUGCUGGAUGUAAUUGCAGUACUAGCUAUCAUGUUCUAUUUCUUCUUGAUUGGAGUAUAUAUGGAUACAUGGAUCGUUAAAAAGAUCGGAAAGAAAGCAUAUACAAUAGGUCUUGCGGCUGCCUUCGGUUCCACCUUUCCACCUCUGUUUGGUUUUUAUUAUUUAUAUGACUACAUUACUGAUCCAGUAUUAUUAAUGUCAGUUGGCUAUGUUAUGAGAACAGAGACUCUCUUUACAUUUCCUAUCAUAGCUCGAUAUCUCUAUGAACUCAAUAUCUUAAAUUCAGAAUUUGGUGCUCUUGCAUUGUCUUCCUCAAUUGUGGGUGGUAUAUUAAGCAUCUUAUACCAAAUAUGGCGUGUCAAUGGCUAUGAAAUUGAUAUAGCAGCAGUUUUACAAUAUAUCGCUUUUAUGUUGGGUAUCCUCUUCGUCGUCCAACCAGUGGCAUUGUGGUUGAUCAAGAGGAAUAAGGAGGGGUACACAGCUUCAAUCUGUUCCAUUUUCAUAGCAGUUCUAGUGUCUGGAUUAGUAGGCUAUUUCAUUGGCUUCCAUAUUGCUUGGGGGCCUUUUAUUCUGGGACUAGCUAUACCUCCUGGACCACCUUUAGGAGCAACCUUAGUAGACAGGCUUGAAAUCAUUGUUUCAUGGAUUCUUAUGCCAAUCUUCUUCCUCAAAAUUGGUUUGGCAAUAAAUAUUUAUGUCAUGGAAUGGUCAAAUAUUCUGAAUGUGGGGAUUAUAAUCAUUAUUGGCUGCUUAGGGAAAUCAAUGGCAGCCUUCAUAGCUGGUCUUUCUUGCAAGUUACCCUUCUUGGAUGCUGUCUCACUUAGCCUCGUUGUCAAUGUCAAAGGUGUUCUUGAGCUUACCCUUGUCAAAAUAUAUAGGAGAAAAGAGAAAAUAAGCAAUGAAAUCUUUGUAUUGUUGUGCACAUCCAUGCUGAUCACAACAAUGGUGAUCACCAUCCUUCUGAAAGCUAUCUAUAAUCCUUCAAAGAGAUAUCUUAUUUAUAACAGAAGAUCCAUUAUGGACACCAAACCCAGUGAUGAACUUAGAUUGUUGGUGUGCAUCCACAGAGAAGAAAGUGUUCCCUCCCUGGUCAACAUUCUUGAAGCCUCCAAUCAUACCCAACAGAGUCCACUGGCUGCCUACAUUCUCCAUUUGGUAGAUCUUAUUGGUCGUGCAACACCAAUAUUUAUCUCUCACAAAUCAUCCAUGUACACUUCUUCCAAAGCCCAAGUCUCUAAACACAUCCUUAAUGCUUUUGAACACUAUAAGGAGAAUCACAAAGAUACAAUGUCAUUGAGUGUCUUCACAGCUAUCACUCCACCUGCUGCCAUGCAUGAUGAAGUCUGCAAAUUAGCACUAGAGAAAAGAGGUUCCCUAGUAAUUCUUCCUUUCCAUGAGCAAAGAGCUAGCAGAGGCAGUAUAUCGGAGAAAUCUCGAGUGGGCUCUAGGUCUAUGAACAUAAGAGUCCUUGAAAAUGCACCUUGCUCUGUUGGAAUCCUUGUUGAAAGGGGACUUUGGAAUUGCUCUAACACAGCAUCAUCUGCAUUAUCAAGUUGGUUUCCAUUUCGAGUUGUUGUGUUGUUCUUCGGUGGUCCUGAUGAUAGAGAGGCUUUAGUUUUCGGGGCUCGAAUGUCUGGACAUACCAAGGUUAAUCUCAUGGUAAUCCGAAUCCUUACAAACCAUGAUGAAUUCGACGAAAAAUUGGGAGAAAUUAAGAUUGAUGAUGAUAUGAUUAGUACAGUAAGGUAUAACAUGGCUGAUAAUGAUCGGUUCAAAUACAUUGAGGAAACAGUAAUGGAUGGCAGUGGGACUCUUCGUGUAAUUCAGUCAGUGAAGGAUGAUUGUCAACUCAUUAUGGUGGGGAGAAACCAUGAUAGAGAUUCACCAGCUACAACAGGACUUGCAGAGUGGAAUCAGUUCAGGGAACUAGGAACUAUUGGGGACUUAUUGGCUUCCCCAGAUUUUAUGAGUGAUGCCAUGAUCUUGGUGAUACAACAGCAUUCUACUCAUGGAAGAAAAUUCACAUAAUCAAUAG